GAUUACCAACUGUGAUAAUAUAGUUGCAGAAAAUGAUGAGGGUUUGUCUGCAAUUCUUAAUAAUGCUUUGACUAGACAAGAGGAUAUCUCUUUUAUGGCUAUCGAUUUUGAGGGUUUAUCAGAAAAAAUAGGUGAAAAAAAUCAUUAUGUUUUGCAUCUUUACGGUUCUCUCAUUAAUGGUCAAAAAGCAGUAGUUACCCUUACAGGGAUUCAGAUUUUUUUUGAUAUACUUGUUUCUGAUAAAGAAAUCAUAGACGAGUUUAAAAUAAAAAUAGACGCAAUUCUUUCUAGUGUUAUAAAUACCUAUAAAAUAGAAUAUAUUAAGGCUUUCCCCUUGCGCGAUUACUAUACAGAAAAAAAGUCAUAUUUACGAAUUUUUAAACUCG
Messenger RNA from Racocetra persica, 386 nucleotides. The record is from the annotation of a GenBank genome assembly. NCBI's taxonomy places the organism in Eukaryota, Fungi, Glomeromycota, Glomeromycetes, Diversisporales, Gigasporaceae.